GUAGUCCGUAUGCAGCAUGCCUGUCUGUUUUACUCUCUAACAUGUCCUGAAAUCUGAAACAAGCAUAUCACAAUAGCCUGGCCACUACUUUCUAGUGUUAGUGAGAGCACAAAAUGAGACGUGUCAAGGACUUGGCUACUUGCAGGCAUGUUUGUAUAUCAUCAAGCAUGCUGAUAAAACCUGUCCAUAUCGAUUUCUCAAAUGCCUUGCUAGUGUGCUUGAUUGACACCCGAGCUGGUCUACUCCGAGAGAAAAUAUGUAUGGAAGAUGCCUGUGCUUCUCAUGGUAUGGACAAAAGAAAUUACUGGAAGUGCUGCACAGAACAAAACAUGGUGUUGAGCCGUUAAGCCUCCCAAGAUGAUUGAGCAAUGGUUGAUGUGCUGAUUGCUGCGAACGGGAUCAGUUGCCUAAUCUGCUUACUAUAACUAGUUCAAGUCGAC
Aspergillus saccharolyticus JOP 1030-1 is the source of this 440-nucleotide messenger RNA. RefSeq lists its product as uncharacterized. The record is from RefSeq and is a predicted model, not a curated record. Lineage: Eukaryota; Fungi; Ascomycota; Eurotiomycetes; Eurotiales; Aspergillaceae. The transcript has a single exon. The coding region runs from base 114 to 347 and encodes 77 amino acids.